This is a messenger RNA of Papaver somniferum (opium poppy), 2462 nucleotides long. Its product is annotated as coronatine-insensitive protein 1-like. Gene Ontology annotation, biological process: SCF-dependent proteasomal ubiquitin-dependent protein catabolic process. The coding region runs from base 500 to 2245 and encodes 581 amino acids. Lineage: Eukaryota; Viridiplantae; Streptophyta; Magnoliopsida; Ranunculales; Papaveraceae. The record is from RefSeq and is a predicted model, not a curated record. Gene Ontology annotation, cellular component: SCF ubiquitin ligase complex. The transcript has 3 exons.
CUUCAGAGUACUUGACAGAGUUGAGAUUACUAGAGAAAAAAAAGAAAAAGAAAUUCUGACACUUCUGCUCUCUUUCACCCAUCGUUUUAUUAUCUUUUUUAUUAUCACAGAGAUACAGAAAGAGAGCUUCACAGACAGUCAAUUGAUUUAAUGGCGGAAGAAGAAGAAUCUUUUGCUGGUAGUUGCGGCGUCAGACCGAACAGUACUCUCUGUUUGAAAACAGAUUGAGAUAUGUGUCCAGAUUCUUUUUCUUUUGAUCUAUUAGAUCAGGUUUUCGAGUUUGAAGAGUUUUCAAUUUUGAGGGAAGUUGAUUGGAAAGGAUAAUAAAAGUUGAUUACAGAGUCAGUUUCUUGAUUUGGUUUUGUUGAUUACCGGAACUAGUUAAUAAAGGUAAUUUUUCUGUUCCUGUUGCUUCAAGAAACAAACACUUGUUUGUAUUUGGUAUAAGGAUUCUAAGCAGAUCCGAUCUGGUAAUCUAUUCAAUCGUAUUGGAUUUCUGAUGGCGAAUCCAAAUAUGAGCACAAGGGAUAUCAGUAAUAUUCUAUAUGAUGUUGCAUUAGAAUGCAUAAUGGAUCGAAUAGAUGAUGCAAGAGAUAGGGAUUCAAUAUCUUUAGUAUGCAAGAAAUGGAAUAAUACAGAUGCUUUAACUCGUAAACAUGUUACGAUUGCUUUAUGUUAUACGACUACGCCGAGUCGAUUGAGUAAAAGGUUUCCACAUUUGGAGUCCUUGAAAUUGAAAGGUAAACCUAGAGCUGCAAUGUUUAAUUUGAUACCGGAUGAUUGGGGAGGAUAUGCUGGUCCAUGGAUUAAUGUGAUUUCUCAGUCUUUUACAUGUUUGAAGGCGCUUCAUUUUCGAAGGAUGAUUAUUACGGAUAAUGAUCUUGAAAUUCUUGGUAGAUCUCAUGGAAGUAGGCUUCAUACUCUUAUGCUGGAUAAAUGUUCUGGAUUCUCUACUGAUGGACUUUUACAUAUUACACGCACUUGCAGAGCUCUGAAAAUCCUGUUUCUGGAAGAGAGCACAAUAGAAGAGAAGGACGGUAGAUGGCUCCACGAGGUUGCUCUACACAACACAGUGCUAGAGACACUGAACUUCUUUUUAACUGAUCUAAGCAAGAUUGCUAUCGAAGACCUUGAACUAAUUGCCAGAAACUGCAGUAAAUUAGUCUCCAUUAAAAUUAGUGAAGUCGAGAUCCUUGAACUAAUUGGCUUUUUCCGGACAGCUACAAGAUUAGAGGAGCUUGCUGGGGGUGCCUUUAAUCAGCAAUCAGAAAUGUAUGCAGCCAUUACUCUCCCAAGAACUUUGCGUUUUUUGGGUCUAGGCUACGUUGGAGCUGAUGAGAUGCACCUAAUAUACCCUUUUGCAACCUUACUGAGGAAACUUGAUCUUCAAUAUUCGUUGCUUGAUACAGAAGGUCACUGCCAGUUGAUUCAACGGUGCCCAAAUUUAGAAGUUCUGGAGGCCAGGAAUGUGAUUGGAGACAGAGGGCUUGAGAUUCUUGCUCAGUACUGUAAGAAGUUAAAAAGACUUAGAAUUGAGAGAGGCGCUGAUGAGGGUAUGGAGGACGAACAAGGGGUUGUAUCACAGAGAGGAUUAUCUGCGUUAGCACAGGGUUGUGUUGAGCUGGAAUAUCUGGCCGUAUAUGUUUCUGAUAUCACUAAUGCAUCGUUGGAAUGUAUAGGCACUCACUGCAAAAGCCUGUGCGAUUUUCGCCUAGUUUUACUCGACCGAGAAGAAAAUAUAACAGAAUUGCCCCUUGACAAUGGUGUCCGAGCUCUAUUGAUGGGUUGCCAGAAGCUUAGGAGGUUUGCUCUCUAUCUACGAGCUGGGGGGUUGACUGAUGUUGGCCUCAGGUAUGUUGGGCAAUACAGUAACAAUGUUAGGUGGAUACUUUUGGGUUAUGUGGGAGAAACAGAUGAAGGACUUAUAGAGUUCUCCAGAGGAUGCCCUAACUUGCAGAAACUUGAAGUUAGGGGAUGUUGUUUCAGCGAACGUGCAUUGGCUGAAGCUGUUCUGCAACUGACUUCUCUGAGAUAUUUGUGGGUGCAAGGAUAUAGGGCAUCACCUCAACCAGGUAGUGAUCUUUUGCCCAUGGUUCGUGAUUUCUGGAAUAUUGAAUAUAUACCUCCAAGACAGGUGAUUCACAAUGAAAACGUAACUAUCGACCAUCCGGCUCAAAUACUGGCGUACUACUCCCUUGCUGGCCAAAGAACUGAUUAUCCAUCUACUGUCAUUCCUUGGAUAUGAUUGUGCGGUCCGUGAAAGUCUACCAAACUGUAAAUUCCCUUUUGACCUUCUUUCUGGAUUUCUUUCUUCUUUGUCGUACCAAGUUACUUGUACUCUCUAUAAGGUACCACUUGUCCAUAGGUCUUUCUGAUUUCUACAUUUACUUCGGCGUCAAAGAUUUUGUUAAUGAAUGGAGCCAAGCUUGAAUAAAUUAGUCGAGCUCAAGUCUUGUUUGAGU